AUGUCUCACAAAAUUUCUAACCUAAAUGUAGUCGAACUUGAAGAACCAUCCAAAUACAUUAAGCCAUACCGAAUGAACUUUAUCCAGGAUGGUCGGCAACGCAUAUGGGAUGGUAUUGUAGCACAUGAUAGUGUUUCAAUACUUCUGUAUCAUUCUGAGAAAAAGUCGUUACUUUUCGUAAAGCAGUUUCGCCCAGUUGUAUACUAUUCAAAGUUGAGAAAGCUUGGAAUUAUCCGAAGUGUAACAGAUGGUCCAGUUGAAAGCAGUGAGAUUAAUCUCCCAUCUAGCAAAAUUGGGGAAACAUUAGAACUGUGUGCUGGAAUAAUCGAUGGAGUUCAAAAGAAUCCAAAGUUAUAUGCUGUUCAAGAGGUUUUGGAAGAAUGUGGAUAUAAAAUCAAUGAAGAUUCUUUGCAUUUAAUAAGUUCGUUUUUUUCAAGUGUUGGAUUAGCAGGUACUGAGGUAACUUUAUACUAUGCUGAAGUGCAUGAAAAUCAGAAAGUUCCUAAUGCUGGUGGUGGAUUACAUGAAGAAGGUGAAUAUAUUGAAGUCAUAGAAUGGCCUAUUUCACGAAUUGAAGAACUAUUUCAAUAUGGUACCAAUGGUACUCAUCAACAACCUACUUCACUGUCAUUAUUGUAUGCAAUAAUGUGGUUCAAACAGAAUAUUCUGCCUUCUUUACUUUUAGAAAGUUAG
Messenger RNA from Schistosoma margrebowiei, 693 nucleotides. NCBI's taxonomy places the organism in Eukaryota, Metazoa, Platyhelminthes, Trematoda, Strigeidida, Schistosomatidae. The record is from the annotation of a GenBank genome assembly.